GCCCGACCCCAUAGGCGUCCGGCCCCGGUCGCGUGUGCGUGGCGCGUGCGUGCGCGCGUGUGUCCGCGUGAGUGCGUGCAGUGAGUGGUUCGACAUGUGACUGGAUACGCCCAGCGGAGACGGAGACGCCACCUGAGCCACGACGGGCCGACGGGCCGACGGGCCGAGGCGUCAGAGUGGCUGUCAUGGGAUUUCAGUGCGACCCAGAAGUGUUGUAGUCCAGCCUGACUGGCGGACUGUGUGCACCGUGGAAGGUGGACGAGUUGGACUCAGGAAAGGAUAACGUCUGGAGUACGCCCGUCGCGGAGCAAUAACAGGGCUGUUCCGGCAAUGGAAGGCUUAGAAGAGUGUCAGAAGUUUCCAAAUGGGGGUCCAGUCGCGCGGCCAAUCUGGGCCUCCCCAAACGCUAGCAGCACGCCGCACCCAGCAAUCAGGAAUUGCUACACCUACCAACCCCGCUCAGCGCCCACCUGAUGCAGCAUGGAUCCUGCGCGCACCAGCGGAGGGGAAGGGGCUUCCUCAGGGGUUCCUCAUGGGGGUCCCCUAGGGGGUCCCCAUGGGGCUUCCCUUGGGGCCCCCCUUGGGGCACCCUCUCCCAGCGGAGGUGGAGCAGCAGCAGGCGGAGGAGGAGGAAGUCUGGCCGGGCUAGGUACCUCGGGAGCGAUGACGGGUGUGGCUUUGUAUGGAGCGGCAGCCGUGGCAGGAGAAAGAGGUGCCGGCAUUUCCCUUUCACCGUCUCCACCUCCAGAGGGGUCGGACGUGGUGCUAGGCGACUUUAUGCAACGGCUGGGUACCCGUCUAAACCUGCUAGAGAGCGAGCUUAAGUAUGCUUGGCGGGCUCUCGACCUUCUAUCGCAUGAGUACAUUCGCAUGUGGACUCGCCUGGAGAAACUGGAGGCGCUGCUCUACGAGCAGCAAAACGUCAUCGGCCAGUUGCUUGAGUUCUACUCUUCCGUUGAAGCUGGAGACCCUGCCACACACCGCCUCCCGCUGGACAACGCCCGAAGAGCUUUACAGGCGAUAGCUGAUGCACGCAUGGGGGGUUUCGACAAACAAAAGGCCAUCGAAGCCGGGGAAGCUGCAGCCGCGGCUGGGACGGCAGUUAUUGACACCUUAGUAGAUGAAAUAUAUGGACUGCCCGGAGAAGCGUUUUAUCGUAGCCUUAACACAGCUUUCCGAGAAGACUUGAUUCACACAGCAAAUACGCCUCUUCAAAGCAGUCAAUUGGGCAUGAUUUGGGAAGAGUCGGAAGAAAUUGAUGAUGCAAUCGGAAAGAAAGAUGAAGGGCGAGACAUAUCUAGCCUUAUUAAGGAACUUGUUGAUGUACCUGAAGUGUAUAGUGCCUUGGACUACAAGGAUUACCGUGGAAAUUCUCCCUGUGUUAGUGAGCACGAUCUAGCUCAGCUAUCUCAGUUAAGCGCUAUUGACCAGAACGCUCUUGAAAAACUUCAGGAAUUAGAUCGGCUGACAUGCAAACUUCAGCGGGACUCGGCGAGCUUAAAAGAACUAAAAAGCCGUUUAUUAGAAUCUCCCCGCAAAACAAGAGGCACAUUGUCCAGCAAGUCUUUAGAACCAGACGAAGCGCAAGCGGAGCCCUGGGCACUAAGCUCUUCCUCCCGGGAGGACAGUUAUUUACUUUCUAGUGCAACACCAAGUACAUCUGGCUACAAAUCUAGAACAACUUCUCUUUUAGAAAUAGGCACUGGUGACACUGAUCUUGCCUCGUCGUUAGCUAGCUUUACCGGUACCGCAUCACCUGGGUCUACCUCCCCGAGGCAUAGAUCACUUUUGGAUUCAUCGUCAUCUCCAUACGGUACUUCAUCAAAACCUUAUGGAAGCUCUAUUCUGCACGGUGAUUUAACGGCCUCGUGUUCGUCCCUUGGCAAUAAGACUGCAACUGAAUUUAACACCGCUUCUACACACACAACCUCAGCGGACUCAAGCACAAAUUCGUCCAGAUUAUUAGACCCUGUUUCGAGUUCAAAACUCUCGGGCAGCGCCUCAUCAACUCGAGUAGCGGAAGGUGUUUCAAUGACGAGAUUGUCUGAAGGUCUCCCGUCAUCUCGAUUGUCUGAAGUCAUAUCAUCACCAAGACUAGGAGACAGUCUCCCUUCAACUAGGUAUACUGAAAGUUUAUUUUCAAGUUCAAGAGAGCGCGUUACUUCUCCAACGCCCUCUGCUUCUAGUGUAAGAACUAGAAAAGAUGGUUACAUAGAUAGUGGUAGAAUAGAUUCUGAUCUGUCAGAGAGUUUAGUUGGCCCCUUUGAUGCUUCCUCUAGCCCCCCGCCGCCAGCCCCUAAUGAUAAUGACAGACUUAACAGAAGAAGCUAUGAAGUUACGACUGAUGACAGUGCAGUGAUUGAAAGAUUAAUACAAGAAGAGCAACAGAAACAAGAAGCUGAAAGAAACACACUCAGCGCCAGUUUGGCACAACAACCCGGAAGACUGAGUCCCCAUACACCACGUUCGCCUAAGUCCCCAAGACUGUCACCAAAGCACCACGUAUCUAAAUCGUCUUCAUCAAAUAUCAUAGCUGCGAAGUCUGAUUCAGGUUUGUCUUCCAUGAGUGGGUGGUCAAGCUUGGAAAAGUCGCCAGGAUCACCUAAAAAUAGCAUAUGUGGAACUAACAAAACGUUACUACCUACAUACGAUAAUGCAUGCCUUGAACGGGAGACUCAGCAGUUGCAGCUAGACGCUGCUUUAGCUAGCAGUUCAAUGCACACAUCUCCUCGAAGAUCUCCUUUGCCGCCAUACGGAGAUCAACAUUCAGGGUUAUUGCCGGGUGGGCAUCAUGUAUCUGCCUUUACAACCGUUGGGGCAGGGAUCUCACUUGAAGAAUCCAGUAGACUGUCAAAUAUUGAUCUUUCCUCCUUAGGAUUUGUACCAGCACCUGCACCUAUGGCUGAUUUAUCAGCAAGCCCGAGCAAAUCUCGCGGGUCAUACUCUCAGUCAUAUUAUUCGUCAAAGUCGGGCACUGCAUCAGGGUAUAGUGAACUGCCGUACAGUAUGGACCAGUCAGCACUGUAUAGCGUGGCAGGAGGAAGCAGGCAACCAUCAUAUUCGUCUUUGUAUUCAAGCAGCACGUCUUUUAUAUCAAAAACAGCUCUGGAAUAUCCUGAUCUAAUAAGGCCACUUUCCGGAAGCCAGGCUCACAGCAGCUCGUCUUACUCUGUUUUCAAGCCAGAACCAGAAUUGCACCUCUCAACAAUAAACAGUGGAUUUCCCACUCCCACAAGAUCUCCCUUAGGCAACAGAGAAAAACGUACAAGACUUUCUCGUGUUCAUUCAACUGGCUCCGUCCCACCAGCGGGACUCCCGCAAAAUAUGAUUGGGGGUGUAGCAAAUUUGGAAGCUUACAAGACAGCAAUGUAUAGAACCAUGUUUCCUACUGGAAAUAUAACAGAUGCUCUCUCAUAUUACCCGACUAAUGUUUCUAGAAACGAAAGGUUGGCUUCUUCAUAUCGUGACGGCCAAUGGAUGAGCAGAUCAAUUGAUGGUACGGCUGAAAACCUUUCAUAUGAUCCUAGCAUGGCAUCUAUUAGUUCUAACGAUACAAGUACCGGCACAAUAAGUUAUUCGUCAGGCCAUACAACAAGUGCUGCCCGAUCUGACCGAAUACCAAAAUAUUCUUCAACCCCCAUGGCCCAAGCAUAUAGAUCACAAGCCAGUUCAAGUUCCUCCACAGAAUAUCAACAAAGAAGACCUGCGUCAGAAAUGGACUUAAGAUAUAGAAAUACUCUUGAGGAUUACGAACCUGGGACAUACAGACAGCCUGAUGAUGAGAGGCACUACAAUCAAAGUGGAGUUAUUGUCUCCCAAUCUGGGUACUUGUCCUUUGCAGCAGACAGCAGAAGAGAAGUACAGUAUCAACAAGUAGAACCUUCAGAAAGACCUCCAAAGAAACCGCGCAGAACUGGCAGUUUGAAACAGGCUAUGAGCUCAGUUAGUCAAUGGUUACCAGAUUUGAAAGAUCUGAAUGUAUUGUCGAAAAGACACCGAUCGAACUCUCUUCCAUCUGGCGUGCACACUGAUGAUACUAAAGUACCAAAAGACAAAGAUUAUAUGCGCUACUUUACGUUGUCAAGGGGGAGACACGGUGAGCAAGACGGAGGGAGUAGGAAAAAGAAGAGACACCCCCUUGUUUCUACAAUGUCAGGCUUUAUACAACGCGCCAAAAAAAGAGGUCCAUUUUUAAGACAUUCUCUAUCAGACACUGAAACAGAGCCAAACGAACCUGAGUGGUCCACCCCCAAAACCAUGAGAAGUCAGCGGAGCGUGGGAGCCGGUUCGGAUGGCGAAGAUGGUUCUUUUGAGCAUGGUUUUGACCGGGUUGUUUUUGACCGCGUCCCUCUUAGAACCAGUAUCCGGAAGCGGGAUUCCAUAUCAUCCUUAGAAACAAGAAGACUGGAUGACGAUGACUUUGCAGCAGACAACAGAUCUCAGUAUAGAGAAUAUCAGUCUGUGGACCAAGGUCAAGAAUCAUACAGCCGGAACAGAGAGGACAGUACUGACAUAUCAUCCCUCUUUGCUACGGUUGGAGAUGUUAAGAAAACUACGCCCAGCAACGGUUCUGAGUGUGAAGGAAAUUCACAGCAAGAAAACAUACAGAUUCCUCCAAUAACAAUACCAGCAGCAAACCGUGAGUUUGCAGCAUCACGAGCAUUAGGAAAGUACAGGCAGCGACAGAGCAGUAAUAGUGUUAGUGAAGCAAUGUCUGAAGGUUCUGAUGAAAAGACUGACGAGGGUCCGAGCCCUAGGACGAGCAGACACGUUGACAAUGACAUUGUACCAAAAAUAAGCGAGGAUGACUCUGCUAUUUUUGAAGAAAAAGAGAAAAAAAUUAUUGAAGAACCAACAAUCAUUGUCCCACAGCCGUCUCUAGGGCCUCUUCCUAUAAUUGAAUCGGAACCACCACCGCCACCGCCGAGGCUUGAUUCUCAAAUGCAAGCAACAGGUAUCUUUCAAGCCCCGUCUCCUCUGCCAUCUGUCGUACCUACACCAACACCCUCACCUCUACCAGAAAUGCCAGAGAAGCUGGAGAGUAGUCCAAGCCCAUCAAUGCAUAGAGGUCAAGCUCCAGGCAGACAUUUUCCGCCGCGACAUCAGCAAAGCUUAGAAAUUCCCUCAUUAAGUAGAGGAGGUGGUUCACUCGAAGACGAUGACAACAGAAGCACCCACUCUUGGAGAAGCACGUCACGAGUUUCAUCUCGCAGGCAAAGCACGGAAGAUAGCAUUGAUAGUGAGGACGAAUGGUAUUGGUAUGAGCUACGAAAACUGGAAGAAAUGGAAAGACAGUCCCAUUUAGACCACACGGAUCGCGAUGAAGCGUUGCCGAUACUUCCCACACAGUACGAACAAGAAGACGACGCAAAGCAACAAAUGUCCGUUGUUCUUCAGGAGCUUCGUCUUAAAGUGAAGGCAACGCCACCAAUUGAAGAAUUAACUGCACAACAAGCGCAACGAUUUGGGGGUGUUGGCGAAAGCUUAGAAGAAGAAACACAGCCAGACACGAAGUUAAGCGAGGAAAUUAUUAAAUCUGGUGAACGCCUAUUGGAACGUGGUGAUGAAGAGCACUCGUCUGGAGAAACGAGUGGGCCAGACAGCCCCCAACAGACUGAUAUUGAAGACGAUUCUGACGCGGCCGCGGCGGAGGAAGAGGAAAUAGCAAGGUCAAGGAGAAGUUCCAGUGGUUCCACGUUACGACAACAACACAUGCAAGGCUCUGACUCACUAAGCCGAGAUGGCUCACUAAGUGUCGGUCCAUCGGAACGUUCAAUGUCUGUGCAAGGUGAUUCAGAAGAGACUGCAACCCUAAGAGAGGGCUCGCGAUCAGCAAGCGUGGGCCAGAGCGACGAGGGAGACAGAAGAGGUUCUACAGCGACGACAACAUCUGCAGGAGCAAAACUGCGAUUUGGCGAAUCUGACAGCUUUUCCUCGUCCAAAGAAGAAGGGUCGAAGUGGAAGCUUCUCAAAGCUCUCAAAGAAAGAAAGGCGGAAGAAAAAACUGCACAAGAGGAAAAAGCUGCAGCCGCAGCGGCCGCAAAAGAGAAUGGAACCGGCGGGGAGAGCAAUCGGACCAGUGGGCAUCCGGGAGACAACCCAUUCUACAGCAAUAUCGACAGUAUGCCGGACAUCAGACCCAGAAGAAAAUCGAUUCCACUUGUAUCCGAGCUUGUGCUCAAGACCAUGGCUGCCACCAAACGGAACGCUGGACUCACCUCGGCAGUGCCGCGCGCCACGCUCAACGACGAAGAACUCAAAAUGCACGUGUACAAGAAGACGCUGCAGGCGCUCAUCUACCCCAUCUCGUCCACCACGCCGCACAACUUCGUGCUCUGGACGGCCACCUCGCCGACGUACUGCUACGAGUGCGAAGGGCUGCUGUGGGGCAUCGCGCGCCAGGGCGUCCGCUGCACCGAGUGCGCCGUCAAGUGCCACGAGAAGUGCAAGGACCUGCUCAACGCGGACUGCCUGCAGCGUGCCGCCGAGAAAAGCUCAAAGCACGGCGCCGAGGACAAGGCCAACUCUAUCAUUACCGCCAUGAAGGAGCGCAUGAAGCAGAGGGAGACGGAGAAGCCGGAGAUCUUCGAACUCAUCAGGUCCGUGUUCAGCGUCGAGGAGAAGAACCACGUUGGCCACAUGCGCGCGGUGAAGCAGUCUGUGCUCGACGGCACGUCCAAGUGGUCCGCCAAAAUUGCCAUCACAGUGAUCUGCGCCCAGGGCCUCAUCGCCAAGGACAAGAGCGGCACGUCGGACCCCUACGUCACGGUGCAGGUGGGCAAGGUGAAGAAGCGCACCAGGACCAUGCCGCAGGAGCUGAACCCCGUCUGGAACGAGAAGUUCUUCUUCGAGUGCCACAACUCUUCGGACCGCAUCAAGGUGCGCGUCUGGGAAACGGGCUGCGGCAGGCUGAGGCGAGCGCUUUCUCCCCUUUGCCGCCGAGACUGACCCCACCCUCCCUCUUUCCAGGUGCGGACGCUCUCCGGCGAGAUGGACGUGUGGUACAACCUGGAGAAGCGGACGGACAAGUCGGCCGUGUCGGGAGCCAUCCGGCUGCACAUCAGCGUGGAGAUCAAGGGCGAGGAGAAGGUGGCGCCCUACCACAUCCAGUACACGUGCCUGCACGAGAACCUGUUCCACUCGCUUUGCGAGGAGAACGGCGGCGCCGUGGUGUUGCCGCAGGUCAAAGGGGACGAGGCGUGGAAGACGUACUUCGAGCCGUCCGCCCAGGAGAUCGUGGAUGAGUUCGCGAUGCGCUAUGGCAUAGAGAGCAUCUACCAGGCCAUGACCCACUUCCACUGCCUAUCUACCAAGUACCUGUGCCCUGGAGUUCCCGCUGUUAUGAGUACACUGCUAGCCAACAUCAAUGCAUACUAUGCUCAUACGACUGCCUCAUCAGCUGUGUCAGCUUCAGAUCGGUUUGCUGCUUCCAACUUUGGAAAAGAAAAGUUCGUCAAACUGCUUGAUCAGCUACAUAACUCACUCCGAAUAGACCUAUCCAUGUAUAGAAAUAACUUCCCUGCUUCAAGCCAAGAAAAAUUAAUGGAUCUUAAGUCAACUGUUGAUCUUCUUACAAGUAUAACAUUCUUCAGAAUGAAGGUACAGGAAUUAUCAUCACCACCCCGGGCAUCUACAGUGGUGAAGGACUGUGUUAAAGCCUGUUUACGCUCCACAUAUCAGUUUCUGUUUGAAAAUUGUUAUGAAUUGUAUAGUCGAGAGUAUCAAGUUGACCCUAAUGAACCGAAGCAUGAUGAGCCAGGGCCGCGCCUCGAUUCUCUCGACUUUUGGCACAAGAUUAUAGCAUUGAUUGUUUCUGUGAUUGAAGAGGACAAGAACUCUUAUGGACCCGUACUGAACCAAUUUCCACAAGAGCUCAAUAUUGGAGCAUUAUCAGCAUCCACUAUGUGGUCUCAAUUUGCAAUAGAUAUGAAAUAUGCUCUUGAGGAGCACGAGCAACAUAGACUGUGUAAAUCUUCUGCAUACAUGAAUCUUCAUUUCAAGGUUAAAUGGAUGCACAACAACUAUGUGAAAGAUGUUCCACCUUAUAAAGGAGCUGUUCCUGAAUACCCUGCGUGGUUUGAGCCUUUUGUGAUGCAAUGGCUGAAUGAAAAUGAUGAUGUUUCAUUAGAAUAUUUACAUGGUGCAUUUACCAGAGACAAGAAGGAUGGGUUCCAAAAGAGUAGUGAACAUUCCCUAUUUUCAAAUUCAGUAGUUGACGUGUUUACACAGCUGACUCAGUGUUUCGAUGUAGUGUCUAAGCUAGAAUGUCCAGAUCCUGAAAUUUGGAAGCGUUACAUGAAGCGGUUUGCAAAGACUAUUGUUAAAGUUCUUGUUGCAUACACGGACAUUGUGAAGAAAGAAUUCCCUGUCAAUGUGAAAGAUGAAAGAGUUGCUUGUAUUAUGAUGAAUAAUAUUCAACAAUUAAGAGUCCAAUUAGAAAAGAUGUUUGAAUCCAUGGGAGGAGAUAAGUUAGAAGAAGAUGCAGCCAAUAUUUUGAAGGAGCUUCAAGCAAAUCUGAACAACUGUUUAGAUGACUUAGCUGUCCUGUUUGCUGUCAGCCUUGAAACUAGGAUCACACAGAGUGUGAAAGAAGUCGGUGACAUCUUGGUUGGCAUUAAAGGAGGUGGUCAAAUUUCUAGUAUGAAUCAGCCUCCACCUAGAGGUAUGGUGAGUGCAGAGGCAGAUGAGGUACUAAGACCGCUCAUGGAUCUGCUAGAUGGCUCACUCUCCUUGUAUGCUGAAUCAUGUGAGAAAACAGUCUUGAAGAGAUUAUUGAAAGAGCUCUGGAAAAUUGUCAUACGCAUUUUAGAAAAAUCUGUUGUAUUACCACCAAUGACAGACAAGAGUAUGAUCCUGAAAAAUUUGACUGACAAUGCAAAGAAUUUAGCCGCUAAUGCGAAAAUAGAAGACAUGUCUAGACUAUUCAAAAAUCAUAUGGCUAGUAAACAGGAUGUAAAGAAUGCUUUAAGUGGUGUUAUGGUUGAGAAAAAUCUUUCUCCCAAGCAGUGUGCUGUGCUAGAAGUGGCUCUUGACACAAUAAAACAAUAUUUCCAUGCUGGUGGAAAUGGCCUCAAGAAAACCUUCUUAGAAAAGAGUCCGGAGCUGCAAAGUUUGAGAUAUGCUCUUUCGUUGUACACGCAAACCACAGACACACUUAUCAAGACUUUUGUCACUACUCAGCAGAAUGAAGUCCCUCAACCUCUAAACAAAGAGAAAUCUUUACGUCAACGCUCAGUCUCGAGUGACCGUGAGCCAGAAGAGGGUGACAUGGACGAAUAUGAUGAACCUGUAAGGCCUAGAAAGCCCACUGAAUCACAAGCAGAUAAUAUGAGCCUAGAUGAUGGAAGUGUUGGAGAAGUGUCAAUUCAAGUUGAUCUUUUCACUCAUCCUGGCACAGGGGAACACAAAGUAACAACAAAAGUCGUCGCUGCUAACGACCUAAAGUGGCCAACUGCGACUGGCAUGUUUAGACCAUUUGUUGAGGUGAAUCUCAUUGGGCCCCACCUGGCAGAUAAGAAGCGCAAACAAGCAACCAAGUCUAAAUCAAACAAUUGGUCUCCAAAGUUCAAUGAGACUUUCCACUUCACAAUUGGUAAUGAGGAGCAACUAGAUUACUUCGAGCUACACAUAUGCGUGAAGGAUUACUGCUUUGCGAGGGAUGACCGUCUCAUAGGUGUGGCUGUUAUGCAAUUAAAGGAUGUAGCGGACCAGGCCUCGUGUGCUCGGUGGCUUUCCCUAGGAAAACGCUGCAAUAUGGAUGAGACUGGGUGGACAAUUUUGCGCAUUUUAUCGCAGAGAAACAAUGACGAGGUGGCUAAGGAGUUUGUGAAAUUAAAAUCUGACAUCAGACAAGAAGAACCCAUCCCACCUAAUGCUUAGUGUAUCUGUGUUACUCCUUCUCGUCUUCCAAUUUCAACUUUGUGGUUUAAAGCCACUCCUUCUUGCUGCUGGUACAGCAGUUCUGCUGUGUGGCUGACUUAUUCUUCUUCCUCACCUUUGAGAUGUGACUAACACUAUUUGUUUUUGGACAUUUUAUACCCAUUUCAAUUGUGACCAACAAUACUAUUAUGUACACAAAGAGUGAAAAUGUUUGUCACAAUAGUCUUCCAUGAGUAAAGCGUCCCUGUACAGUUUUUUUUCCUUUCCUAUGUGUGAGUGAUUUUAGGAAAGCUUUAAUGCAUUUUGUGCUCAGCAUGGAAGCAAGCCUACAAAAGUCCAGCCCAAAGAGAUUUGACACCAAAGUGUUUCCUUAAAAAUGUCCCUGAACCAAUUUUUUUGUUUGGUGGGGAAAUGAGGAUGUUUUUGCCUACUUACCGGCUGCUUCCAUCCAUGCACAGUGUUCAACAUCUUUGGAUUGUCUCUGUUUGUACUUCCUACUAUAGACCCUCUGAAUUUGUUUUAUUUCUUACAGUUCAUCAUAAGAAGUAUCUUUCCUUUAAAAAAAUCUGUGUUAUGUAAUUAAUUGCAGUGAUAUGACUUCAAAUGUAUAUUUAUAUAUACAAAUAAUAAAAUUGCUGUAUAUGUAUCUAUACGGAAAAGAAAAGUAUGAAAGAAUAAGUGAACUUCUUCCUUCUAUCAUAGAAAGAUUGAAAAAUUGUUCAAUUCAUCAUUUCUGUUCAUACUGUGUGCAAAAGACUGCUUGAAGGAACAUACUGUUAUCUUUCAUCUUUUGAAUUUUAUCUUGAUUAAUUUUUUCGACUUUUUUCUUUGUAGUAUUCAUCAGUGCAUUAGAGUGUUCACUACUUUUUAAUUGUUUUAAGCUCUUUCAUAUCAUUCCCUUUCAUUCAUUUAUCUCUCGCAUUGUGAAAAUCAGUUUAGGGUUGUGAUAAACACAGGGAACAGUAGGACUUCACGGGAAUUGGAGGCACAAAAAUCUCAGAUACUCAAAAAGAUGUAAACUGUUCUGCAAAUGAUCCUCCCUUCCAUUACAUUGAUUUGUUGCAUAUCAUUUACAUAUGAGGUGAUACUUUUGUUAGAACUUGAUAUCCUGGGAGCAUUUGCUAUCAGUUUCUGAGAUCUCGUUGUUAUUAUUAUGUUAUUGGUUGGGAAACAACAGCUGGUUGGGGCAGCUUAUGGUUUUAUAGAUAAAACCCUGCCAAAAAGAAGUUGCCUGCCCGAAGAUACCGCUAAUUUCUAGAGGUCUGGACACUAAUAGAGUACAACUUGAUCACAGUCGAAACUUCUGCUGACUAGUUGAUUUGUUAGCUCACUGCAAUACAUAUUGAUUGUCAAACAUUCAGAUUCAUUUUUAGACUUACUUUCUCAUCAGAAGUUAAUUUGUCACCAAAUUUUUGGCUUUCAUGUAAAUUUUGUCAUCAUAGUUCAAAAUUAGUCAGUUUGUGAAACUGCUGUCAUAAUUUUUUUAGUUGUAGUUUCAUUUGAAAUGGAGUUUGAGGACUGCAUAUUCAAAGCCCCCAAUUUAUUCUUGCAAAUACUGUUGGUUAAGAUGUCGCUCGCAGAGGUUGUCCUCUUCUGACAAUAAAAUGUUCAAAUAUGAGCCCAUUUAAUCCUUGAUGUUUAAAACUCUAUUGAUUUCUCUUUUUCUAAAUUCUGUCUUUUCUUACCUUCCAAUUUUGGUAUUCAUACCUAGGUACUUGUGAUUUAAUUGUCAAGCACACUGUAAAUAUGUCUUCAUGUAAAAAAAAAAUG
This is a messenger RNA of Thrips palmi, 11649 nucleotides long. RefSeq lists its product as uncharacterized. Gene Ontology annotation, biological process: synaptic transmission, glutamatergic; neuromuscular junction development; presynaptic dense core vesicle exocytosis. The transcript has 29 exons. Lineage: Eukaryota; Metazoa; Arthropoda; Insecta; Thysanoptera; Thripidae. Gene Ontology annotation, molecular function: diacylglycerol binding; calmodulin binding; syntaxin-1 binding. The record is from RefSeq and is a predicted model, not a curated record. Gene Ontology annotation, cellular component: neuromuscular junction; plasma membrane; presynaptic active zone cytoplasmic component.